AUGAGUAUAACAACUAAUUCAUUGAAAUCUUUAAAGUUCACUAAUUCAGAAUUAGAAAAUAUUUUAGAAAAUUUUGGAGACGGUUCUUAUCCAACAUAUAUGCAGAAUGUGAAAGAGUUUUCCAGAUUGUUGAAUGAAUUUAAAUAUAACGGACCAAUUACUAAAAAGGCUAUAAUGAGAUAUUUAUAUCCCAAAAAAGUUGAAAAACAGGAGAAUAUUCCUCUUUAUGGUCCAGAGGACCUGGGCUCAGAGAGCCUUGAAACACCUCCUGAAUAUUUUGAAGAAAAAAUUAAACAAGAUGAAUAUUAUAACGAUGAGAUUGAGAAAUUGGAACAAUUAAGAAAUGAAAUAGAUGAAAGAAUUAGUGAAUUGAGAAAUGCUGAGAAUGAAGUAGAGGGUUUAAUGAAUAUCCCAGCUUCAGAAUCAGAAGUUCAAAAAUCACAUGAGGAAAGAUAUAAAAAUUACUUUUUGGAAUCUACUAAAAAUUUAUUAGAUGGUGAUAUUGACGAAACACUUUCAGAAGAAGGCACAAAAUUUAUUCAUAAACAUAAGUUACAAUUUAUUGACGAUGGAGAUUAUCCAUGUAUAUUACUUUCACCUCCUCUUGAUUCUGAAA
Molecule: messenger RNA, 616 nt
Organism: Trichomonas vaginalis G3
Lineage: Eukaryota; Parabasalia; Trichomonadida; Trichomonadidae
Exons: 1
Source: RefSeq, a predicted model, not a curated record